Polyodon spathula (Mississippi paddlefish) is the source of this 4803-nucleotide messenger RNA. RefSeq names its product CTTNBP2 N-terminal-like protein. The transcript has 6 exons. NCBI's taxonomy places the organism in Eukaryota, Metazoa, Chordata, Actinopteri, Acipenseriformes, Polyodontidae. The record is from RefSeq and is a predicted model, not a curated record. The coding region runs from base 235 to 2067 and encodes 610 amino acids.
CGCAUUCAACCCGCCCCCGUCUCUGCCCAUAGGCUGCGCAGACCCUGGCGGCUGUCAAAGCCAUCUGCUUCAUUUGUCUGUGACAAUGUCGGUCAGCGCAGUCCAGGGUUUCCGCUGAGAGUGGUGCAGAGUCGGAUUUGUUUUGGAUGGAGGAAGAAUACCGGUAAACAAUCAGAGACUUGGAGUAGAAAGGUGCUGUUGGGAGUUGAUCCAGACCAUUGUGAGAAAGGCAGGAUGAACAUGGAAACCCUGAGCAAGGCAGAGCUGCUGAUGCUGUUCAGUGUCCUGGAGGGUGAGCUUGAAGCGAGAGACCUGGUCAUUGAAGCUCUUCGGGCGCAGCACAGGGAGUCAUUCAUCCAGAAGCGCUAUGGGAAAUACAAUGUGAGCGACCCCUUCCUGGCCCUGCAGAGAGACUAUGAGACUGUCCUGAAGGACAGGCGAGGAGAGGAGAGAGCAGCCUGCCCAAACCCCCUCUCCAUGCUCAAGCUAGUCAUGUCGCACUGCAAGACCAUGCAGGAGAAGAUGUUGUCUCAGCUGGCUGCUGCAGAGAGCAGGCACAGGAAGGUGAUCCUGGAUCUAGAGGAGGAGAGGCACAGGCACGCUCAGGACUCCGCCGAGGGAGACGAUGUCACUUACAUGCUGGAGAAGGAUCGGGAGCGUCUCCUACAGCAGCUGGACUUUGAGAAGUCGCAGGUAAAGAAGCUCGAAAAGGAGCAGAAGAAACAGUGGAUCCAGCUGGAGGAGGAGCGUGCUCAACACAAGCAGCUUUCCACGGCUUUGACCAAAGAAUGCAAACAAGCAACAGCCAAAGCAGCAGAGGAAGAGCAGAGAUCCGCGGAGCUGGUCCUGGCGCUGGAGCGAGAGCAGAGCACCGUGCACCAGCGAGAGCAAGAGCUGCAGGCAGAGAGGAAGCGAGGCCUGCACAUGGAGGCACAGGCUGAGAAACAGCUCUCGGACUUCGAUACCGAACGGGAGCAGCUGCGAGCCAGACUGAAGAAAGAAGAGAGCAGGACAAGGGAUCUGAAGGAAGAAGUGGCGCAGUUAAAGAAAGCCCUGGCAGAACUAAAAUCGGCAGGACAGACUCUGCAGGAAACGCACAGUCCGGUGUCUGUAGAGACUGAGUUUGACUGCGUCGAUCUGAUCUCUACCGCCUGCCAAACCGAAAGCUUCCGAAUGGAAACCACAGAUGGGCCGAGCGAGUCGACGUCACCUGCAGCAACCAAGCCCUCCGCCCUUCCUGCUCCGCACUGCCAUCUGAACGGCCUCGGCAGCUCCGCCACACCGAAAGCCAGUGAUCUGCCUGAAGGAAGAGAAACCGAUCCCCAGGACAAAGCGUUUGCAAACCAGGAGAACGGCUUGGAGAAUGGCAGCUCCAGUGGCAUUCAUUCACCAGCGUAUUCGGCUUCACAGCUUCUGAUGAGCGUCUCGCCAAGCAGCACGGCCUCUUCCUCUCUGACCUCAUCUCCGUGUUCCUCUCCGGUCUUAACCAAGCGGCUGGGGGGGAUUGCAGCUGGAAGCCCCGGAUAUCAGUCCUCGUACCAGGCAGGAAUCAACCAGCGCUUCCAUGCGGCUCGUCAUAAGUUCCAAGCUCAGUCUGAACAAGAUGGCACGCCGCAUUCACCCCGGGAUUUGUCCCCCACUGCUGUGGAUAAUACUGCCGCCAAGCAGAUGGCUCGCAAUACAGUGACCCAAGUCCUGUCUAGAUUCACCAACCAAGUGUGCAAACCCACUUCCCCAAACAGUUCGCCAUUCGGCACGGACUACAGAACCCUGGUCUCCUCCGGCUCUCCCAAAGGAGAGUCGAGUCACUCCAGCCCUUUGAGUCCCCUGUCACCGGGGAUCAAAUCUCCAACUAUACCCAGGGCUGAACGGGGAAACCCACCCCCAAUUCCACCGAAAAAGCCGGGGCUUUCCCAGUCACCAGCGUCUCCAAAUCCCUCGACCAAGUCAUCCAACCCAUCAAGCCAGCUGGUUUCCGCUGUGGACCUGCCGAACAGCUGCGGCCUGAACAACAGCGUGGCUGAAGUGGGCAAAGAGCUUGAUCUGUUAAUGCCAACAAGCAGCUAACUGCUGAGAUGGGCAAAGAGCUUGAUCUGUUAAUGCCAACAAGCAGCUAACUGCUGAGAUGGGCAAAGAGCUUGAUCUGUUGAUGCCAACAAGCAGCUAACUGCUGAGAUGGGCAAAGAGCUUGAUCUGUUAAUGCCAACAAGCAGCUAACUGCUGAGAUGGGCAAAGAGCUUGAUCUGUUGAUGCCAACAAGCAGCUAACUGAACCGCUCGCUGCUAAUAAGUUAGCUGAUUGUUGGCAUAAUUGGAUCAAGCUGUUUGAACAUCUCGACAGUUAGUUUAUAGAAACACUGUUUUACUUAUUUAUUUUUCUAAUAGAUGAAGUGGAUCAUUUUUUUCAUAUUUUUAUUUCCCUCGUAUUUUACACACGUGACUCUUCUUCCUACGCCUCACCAUAUCAAUCUGAAAAUCGAACACAGACUUGGGUAGUUUUCUAAUGAAAUAAGUGCCUACCUAUUAUUACUACUACCACCCACCCACAAUCACUGCAGCUGUUCAUCUAAAUCUCUUUCGAAUGAAACCAAAUGAGAAUGUAUUUAAAACAGACUUUAUAUUGUGCUCCUCCUUCUGUUCACUAUCCUAUACCUGUAGAAGUUGCAAAUACUUGAAAUCAUUGUAGUUUCAGCAUAUAGGACCCUGGUCUCCUGUCAUUGUCAGCUUGUUUAUCUAUGUUUGUGUCAUGUAGUAGAUUUAUUCACUAGCAGAUACACUGAAUUUUUUUUAUUAUUGUUUGCUAAAAAGCAAGUGAUAAUGCACACCAUUUUUUAAUGUAUCUUUUUAAUAUAAAUAUUUUAUAUAACGAAGUAACUAGGGGUGAAAAGAGAACCUGAUCUUCUUCAAGCUGCCGCUUGCUGUGAGUUCUGUAUCAUGCUUUUUCCGACAUUAGCAAUUUCACUGAUUUUAUACGAAUGCUUUGCAACUCAAAUAGUGAUGUUUUCCUUUCAACCCUUUUCAUAUUCCCUUUAUAGCUCACCUGAAUAUCUGCAUGUAAGAAAUAGGGUUAUAUAAAUAAGCUUCUGUUGUAAUGGAUGAUUGUCUAUAGCCAUGAAACAAGUCUCUUGACCAAGAGUAUCCAUGUACACACAUGUACCAGCAUUGCAAUAUUUUUUUACAGUAAUCUGAAGCCUUUUUCUAAUGGUGCUUAACUGUAUCAGCAAUAAAAUAAGAAAUGGAGGAAAGGAAGACGUUGGCCUUGGUGAAGCGCUCUUUUGAGAAGUGCUUUUACUCCCAUUUUCUGGGAUCAAUGAAUUGUCAGCACAAUGCACGAUGACUUCAGGGAAAUAAAUCUGAUUUCUUACUACUGCUAGCAAUGAGCAAACAGAAAAUGAUUUUUAUUGUGGCUGUGGUUGCCUGCAGUGAGCAGCAAGCCCUUUUAAAUAAUGUAUUUCAAUAAUGAAAUGUUUGAAAUGACAGAAGUCCUCUUGUACUGGUUUCUAGUCGCACUGUAACCUUCAGCUUGGCUCAGCACUUCCCUUCCUGAAGCAGCAAUUUAAUUCAAUGCUGUAUGAAAAUGUAUGUAACAAAAUAUUACAUAUACUAAAUACAGUUUAUGUGGUAGUUUGAACAGCAAGCUGUUCAGAGCAAACUUACAGCCUUCAUAUUUUGUAUUCCUUUGCUAAUAAGCUGGAUAGAUACAGGAAUGGUUACUGACCAUUGAGGAUCCUGACUGUCCUUCCCUUUGUCCCAUACAGCACAACAUACAGAUUAUGUAACGCAAUCAAACUUCACUCAGUAAUCUGUCCAAACUAAUUAAAGGCAGCGGAGCUGGCAAUAAAACCACUUUGUAGGGCUUUUUGAAUUGAGCUUCAUUGUAAAUUUGGAAUCACGGUAUUUUAAGAAUCUAAGUAGUGGCUUAAAAAAAACACAAAUUUAAAUGGCAGCCUUAUUUACCGUGAGUCUUUGAUUUUGUGCACCCUGAUAUGCAUUAAACGUGCCCUUUGGAAAUUUAAGAUAUUUUAUCAGUUAAACAGUUUUGCAGAACAGUCCAGAUUAAUAGCAAUGUCCUGCACUCUGAGUCUGGGCUGCAGUGCAUAAUUCAGUAGCACUGAGACUUUGUUUUUGUUUUUGAACCAUGUAGCCAAUGCCAGUAGUAUAAAUGAUGUACAUUAUUAUUACUAAACCAGCUCACAAUUUACCUAUAUUGUGGAUUGAACCUUCGUAUUGCCUACUGGGUCAGUGUUGUAUUCAAGUCUGAGCACUUUGAAUAUAGCUUGCAACACUCAUUUUAAUAGAAGAGCAGAUUGUUUGAGUGAUGUUGUGUGGUGUUAAUUACUUGUGAAAUGACAUCACCGGUUAGUUGAUUCUGUAAGUAAAGGGUAUUUAGUUUUUUUUAAGGCUUUUUUUGUUUUCCUCCCAAUAAGAAUAACUGAAGUCUUCCUGUAACCAGACAGCUCGUAUUAUAUUUUGUGUCCACUUAUUAUUAUGUCUUUUUUUGUAUAUGGACCAAAAUUGCGUAUGUAAAAAUAAAAUAACAUUUUAUAUAUUCAUAAUUAUACUAUACACAUAAACACAUAGGACAUGUAAUUAUUUUUCAAGCGUUAAGUGCUGUGAUGUGAUUUUCUUUGUUUAUUUGCAAAUGAUUUUACCCAUUAAAUGCUGCUACUAACACCAUGUAAUACUUUUGAAAGAUCACAAGUUAUGCAACUUCAAGUGCCUUUUGAAUUUGCAUAUUGUAUAGGUUUUAAUUCUACCUAUAUUUACAUGUACAUGCAAUCGGCAAUAAUCAAUAAAAUGUCAA